Molecule: messenger RNA, 1693 nt
Organism: Lolium perenne
Lineage: Eukaryota; Viridiplantae; Streptophyta; Magnoliopsida; Poales; Poaceae
Product: glycosyltransferase BC10
Cellular component (GO): membrane
Molecular function (GO): glycosyltransferase activity
Source: RefSeq, a predicted model, not a curated record
CGUGUUUUCUUCAUCUAAGGCCUAGUGAUGUCCCCAAUUUAGGUUUCGUCCAAGGAGGGUGUGCUCUCGUCCGGAGAUCCAACACAUCACCGUCGUUGCUGCUCCUCCUAAGUCUCAGACCUUCUGCUGCAUAUAGUCACCCCCUUAAUUAGCAGAUACCAUAUUAGUAUAGUAUUGAUGUCAGUUUGUUUUCUUCUGGCGAUUUGAUGCUUUGCUGGGCAGACCGGCCGGGUAAGUCAAAGCUUAGCGAAUCAAUGUUCUUCGUGAUUCGGUUUGCAUGCUCCCCCGGUCAAUGACGGAAUCAAAUCCUCACCCCUCAUGCUCGUUAAUGGUAAUAGAUAGAUUGCUCCAUUAUUUACUGCUAAAAUGUUUCCCCAGAAUCGACAUCAAGUUUGUGUUGCUGGAACUACUAUUAGAAACCGCACCUUGUUACUGAAUUUUAUUGUUGGAUCUCGGCAGCAUGCCGCCGGGAGGGGCAGUGGUGGUCGACAGCAGCAACGGCAAAGACUGCAGCUACGCGACGGCAGCAAGGAGCUUCCCGGCGAAGCUUUCCAGGCCGCUGCUUCUCUUCGCGGUGCUCGCCACCGGCUUUCUCGCGGCGCCGUCUCUCCUCUUCCUCGGUGGCAGCGGGGCCGCCGCCUCCAGCUACUACGGCCUCCCGAGUCUCCCCGUCCCCGACGUCCUCCUGGCGGCCGUGAGAUCGGCGCCGUGCGCGGAGGAGAAGGAGGUGUAUCGGUGGUGGGCGCGGCCGCCGUCCAAGAGCGCGUGGCACAGCAUGAGCGACGAGGAGCUUCUGUGGGCGGCGUCGUUCGAGCCCAGGGCCGCGCCGCCGCCGCGGCCAUCGACGCCGAGGAAGGUGGCGUUCCUCUUCCUCACGCGCGGCCCGCUGCCGCUAGCACCGCUAUGGGAGAGGUUCUUCCACGGCACCGGCGGUACCGCCGGACGCGGCAGGAAGCUAUUCUCCGUGUACGUCCACACCACCCCGGGGUACCGCCUCGACUUCCCGCCGUCGUCGCCGUUCCACCGCCGCCAGGUCCCCAGCAAGGCCACAGAGUGGGGGAUGCCGAGCGUGGUGGACGCCGAGCGGCGGCUGCUGGCGAACGCGCUGCUGGACCUCGACAACGAGCGCUUCGUCCUCGUCUCCGAGUCAUGCAUCCCUCUCCACCCUCUAGCCACCAUCCACGCCUACCUGACCCGCUCCGCCCACAGCUUUGUCGCCGUCGUCGAUGACCCGGGCCGAGAUGGCCUUGGUCGGUAUCCCGCCGGCCUAGCCCCAGAAGUGCCAGUCUCGCGGUGGCGCAAGGGCACGCAAUGGUUCGAGCUCCACCGGUCGCUCGCCGUGUUCGUGGUCGCCGAUGGCCGCUACUACCCGAGGUUCCGGGAGGAGUGCCUGCCGCGGUGCUACGUGGACGAGCACUACCUCCCCACGGUGCUCACCAUGGAGGAGCCCGGGAGCCUCGCGAACCGCAGCGUGACCUUGGUCGACUGGAGCCGCGGCGGCGCACACCCCGCGAGGUUUGGUGCCAGGGAUGUGGGGGAGGAAUUCCUGGAGAGGCUGGCGGGGAAGAAGGAGAAGGGGAGCUGUAUGUACAAUGGGCAGCUGGUGGAGGUGUGUUUUCUGUUCGCCAGGAAGUUCGCUCCUGACGCGUUGCAGAAGCUGCUCGAGCUUUCCCCCAGGAUCCUCGGGUACUAG